AGCUAUUCUACUGUCCUAGCAGACGACAAUCCAACUCACUACCGACUGAGCUAUUCCACUGUCCUAGCAGACGAUAAUCCAACUCACUACCGACUGAACUAUUCUACUGUCCUAGCAGACGACAAUCCAACUCGCUUCCGACUGAGCUAUUCUACUGUCCUAGCAGAUGACAAUCCAACUCACUACCGAAUGAGCUAUUCUACUGUCCUAGCAGACGACAAUCCAACUCGCUACCGACUGAGCUAUUCUACUGUCCUAGCAGACGACAAUCCAACUCGCUUCCGACUGAGCUAUUCCACUGUCCUGGCACACGACAAUCCAACUCGCUACCGACUGAGCUAUUCCACUGUCCUAGCACACGACAAUCCAACUCGCUUCCGACUGAGCUAUUCCACAGUCCUAGCAGACGACAAUCCAACUCGCUACCAACUGGGCUAUUCCACUGUCCUAGCAGACGACAAUCCAACUCGCUUCCGACUGAGCUAUUCCACUGUCCUGGCACACGACAAUCCAACUCGCUACCGACUGAGCUAUUCCACUGUCCUAGCACACGACAAUCCAACUCGCUUCCGACUGAGCUAUUCCACAGUCCUAGCAGACGACAAUCCAACUCGCUACCAACUGGGCUAUUCCACUGUCCUAGCAGACGACAAUCCAACUCGCUACCGACUGAGCUAUUCUACUGUCCUGGCACACGACAAUCCAACUCGCUACCGACUGUGCUAUUCCGCUGUCCUAACAGAUGACAAUCCAACUCACUACAGACUGAGCUAUUCCACUCAGAGUAAUCAUGGUCAAUAG
Molecule: messenger RNA, 801 nt
Organism: Lottia gigantea (owl limpet)
Lineage: Eukaryota; Metazoa; Mollusca; Gastropoda; Lottiidae
Exons: 1
Source: RefSeq, a predicted model, not a curated record